Moesziomyces aphidis is the source of this 1413-nucleotide messenger RNA. NCBI's taxonomy places the organism in Eukaryota, Fungi, Basidiomycota, Ustilaginomycetes, Ustilaginales, Ustilaginaceae. The record is from the annotation of a GenBank genome assembly.
AUGAGCCUUCUCCGCACCCAGGCACCCCGCUCCCUCGCCAGGUCGCUGGCCUCCCAGAGGUCGGUGGCUGCUGCUCCCGCUGCCGCCCGCACGCUCGUCACCCGCCCCUCGGCCAAGUCGCCCGCCACCCUUGCCGGCCGUGCCCGCGUCUGCGCCGCCCAGCUCCCCCGCGUCGCCAUCGCCUCGCAGGUGCGCACCUACGCCGCCGAGUCCGGCAAGUUCGAGCGCACCAAGCCCCACAUGAACAUCGGCACCAUCGGCCACGUCGACCACGGCAAGACCACGCUCACCGCCGCCAUCACCAAGACCCUCCAUGAGGCUCAGGGUACCGGCAAGUUUAUCGACUAUGCCUCCAUCGACAAGGCUCCCGAGGAGCGUGCCCGUGGUAUCACCAUCUCCACCGCCCACGUCGAGUACGAGACCGGCAACCGCCACUACGCCCACGUCGACUGCCCCGGUCACGCCGAUUACAUCCGAAACAUGAUCACCGGUGCUGCACAGAUGGACGGCGCCAUCAUCGUCGUCUCCGCUCCCGACGGUCAGAUGCCUCAGACCCGUGAGCACCUUCUGCUCGCCAAGCAGGUCGGUAUCAAGAAGCUCGUCGUCUUCAUCAACAAGGUCGACCAGAUCGACGACCCCGAGAUGCUCGAGCUCGUCGAGAUGGAGAUGCGCGACCUCCUCUCCACCUACGGCUUCGACGGCGAGAACACGCCCAUUGUCUCCGGCUCCGCGCUCGCCGCUCUCGAGAGCCGCGACCCCGAGGUCGGCCAGCAGGCCAUCCUCAAGCUCAUGGAGGAGACCGACAAGUGGCUCGACCUGCCGCCCCGUGACCUCGAGAAGCCUUUCCUCAUGCCCGUCGAGGACGUCUUCUCCAUCCCGGGCCGUGGUACCGUCGUGACCGGCCGUGUGGAGCGAGGCACCAUCCAGAAGGGUGCCGAAGUCGAGAUCCUCGGUCUCGGCAACACCUUCAAGACCACGCUCACCGGUAUCGAGAUGUUCCACAAGCAGCUCGACCAGGGCAUGGCCGGCGACAACAUGGGUGCGCUCCUCCGUGGUGUCAAGCGUGAGCAGGUCAAGCGUGGCCAGGUCAUGGUCAUCCCCGGCUCCAUCAAGCCCAUCAAGAAGUUCACCGCCCAGGUCUACAUCCUCAAGAAGGAGGAGGGCGGCCGUUACACGCCCUUCAUGAACAACUACCGUCCUCAGCUCUUCAUCCGCACCGCCGACGUCACCGUCUCGCUCACUCACCCCGCCGGCACCCCGGACGCCGACGAGAAGAUGGUCAUGCCCGGUGACAAUGUCGAGCUCGACGGUGAGCUCGUUCACGACAUUGCUCUCGAGGAGGGUUCGCGAUUCACCCUUCGUGAGGGCGGCAAGACCGUUGGCACUGGUAUCGUCACCAAGAUCCACGGCUAA